Myotis lucifugus (little brown bat) is the source of this 631-nucleotide messenger RNA. RefSeq names its product regulator of G-protein signaling 10-like. The transcript has 2 exons. Gene Ontology annotation, molecular function: GTPase activator activity. NCBI's taxonomy places the organism in Eukaryota, Metazoa, Chordata, Mammalia, Chiroptera, Vespertilionidae. The annotation marks the transcript as partial. The record is from RefSeq and is a predicted model, not a curated record.
AUGCAGGAAAAGGCCAAGGAGAUCUACAUGACCUUCCUGUCCAGCAAGGCCUCGUCACAAGUCAACGUCGAGGGGCAGUCCCGGCUCAACGAGAAGAUCCUGGAAGAACCGCACCCCCUGAUGUUCCAGAAGCUCCAGGACCAGAUCUUCAACCUCAUGAAGUACGACAGCUACAGCCGCUUCUUGAAGUCUGACUUGUUUUUAAAGCACAAGCGAACCGAGGAAGAGGAGGAGGAGCCGCCCGACACGCAGACGGCAGCGAAAAGAGCGUCGAGAACUUAUAACACAUGAGCCUCCCGCCCCCGCCGGCCCCCGCCCAGCGGUCGGCACUGGCAGCCCCCCGGCGCCAAGGGACUCACUCAGGACCAUCCAGGGUUAAGAAUCGCUUUGUUAUCUGCAAGGACUGAAAUGUACAAAACCCGUCCAUGGGAUACGUGUAUUUUAUUAGCUGCCUGACCAGUCAGUUUUGCAUGAUGGCUAAUCUUACGUAGAGAACACACAUGUUGCUUUGAAGUUUAAGUUCACAGACACACACGGGUGGAAGGAGCCCUUAAACACUGGACACUGAGCAUUUUACAGUUUGAUUAAACGUCACGCGAGGCCGCCAGGUGACACGUACAGCCACCUCUUA